UUAUUUAAUUCUUGUCUCUCUCUCUCCCUCUCUCUCUCUCUCUGGAAUAUACACGCAUAUACCGUCAAACGCCCCCCGCGCACUUUAUCCACCAGCGCCACCCGUAAUCUCUCUAUAUAUACCUACCCGUUUCAUAAAGGUCCCGUAUCUGAAUCUCUCUCUCUCUCUCUCUCUCUCUCUCUCUCCCUUUUCCCGUUAAUUAUGAAACAAGACGAAACCCAAGGCGACGACACAUGCAGAACAAUCGAAGUAGCCGUCGUCGAGCCACCGUCCGCGAAAACAGAGAAUUUCGACGAAGAAUUCUACGUCCCGCCUCUCAACUUCGCUAUGGUCGAUUACGGCAUUUUCCGGUCCGGUUUCCCAGACACCGCCAACUUCUCCUUCUUGCAAACCCUAGGCCUCCGUUCCAUCCUGUAUCUUUGUCCGGAGCCUUACCCGGAGCCCAACGUCCAGUUUGUGAAGUCGAACGGGAUUCAGUUGUUUCAGUUCGGGAUCGACGGUUGCAAGGAACCUUUUGUGAACAUUCCAGAGGAUACUAUUCGUGAAGCACUAAAAGUUGUCCUUGAUGUGAAGAAUCACCCAAUUUUGAUCCAUUGCAAAAGAGGGAAGCACCGAACUGGCUGUGUAGUGGGGUGCCUGAGGAAAUUGCAGAGGUGGUGUCUGACAUCCGUUUUUGAUGAGUACCAGCGCUUUGCUGCUGCCAAAGCUAGAGUUUCUGAUCAGAGGUUUAUGGAGAUGUUCGAUGUAUCUAGCUUGAAGCAUCUUCCGAUGUCAUUUUCAUGUUUGAAGAGGUAAAUAAGAGGAAGUGUUGAAAGGCUUUUGCUUCCUUCAUAUUGGAAAGACCAUCUGAGUUCCUGCUUUGGAGAUGAUUUCUGGGAGUGCAUUUUAUCAGCGAAGGAAUCAUCAUUCGUUUUCUUUUUUUGGUAUAAUAAGCGGCAUAAUCAGUAUCUUUUACCUUGAGUUCCCCUCAUCUCUCUCUGCUUGUUCUUUGCAUUGUUCUUUUGGUUAGCAGAAUUUCCAUUCAUGUUGACUCAGUGAGAAUCGAUGCGUAGGGUACAUUUUUAUUGUUUGAAUCUUUGAUAAGAUGAGUAUGAAUGUUUGUGUUACUGCUGGAAGGAUGUCUAUGAUACAUAUAAGUAUUUGAGCUGGUCUUCGCCAUCCCUUGUUGCUGACAGUCGACAGUUAUUGUGCUUUGUAAAUAUUAAAGGAAUUACUCCUAUUUUACUUC
This is a messenger RNA of Rhododendron vialii, 1228 nucleotides long. RefSeq names its product tyrosine-protein phosphatase DSP1. The record is from RefSeq and is a predicted model, not a curated record. Bases 202 to 795 code for a protein of 197 amino acids. Lineage: Eukaryota; Viridiplantae; Streptophyta; Magnoliopsida; Ericales; Ericaceae. Gene Ontology annotation, molecular function: phosphatase activity. Gene Ontology annotation, cellular component: cytoplasm. Gene Ontology annotation, biological process: protein dephosphorylation. The transcript is spliced from 5 exons.